AUGGCCGAGCUGCCCAUCCCGGAGCUGCCCACCGCCCCGGCCCGCUGCAGCGGCCGCUUCACCAUCAGCACCCUCCUGGGCAUGGAGGAGAGCGGCCGGGGUCCCUACGCACCCACCGAGGGGGCCGGCUGCGACAGCACCCAGCCCACCCACCUCUCCGGCAGCACCCUCUGCACCAGGACCUUCGGCUACAACACGGUGGACGUCGUGCCCGCCUACGAGCACUACGCCAACAGCAAGGGGGUGGGCGAUGCCGGGAAGGGCAGGCCCUCGCUGGCGGACUUGCACUCCAUCCUCAAGGUAAGGUGGGGUUCGGCUGUGCCGCUGGCAUCUCCGGCAUCCCCAUGCCAUGCCGCUGGCAUCUCCGGCAUCCCCUGCAAUGGCCUGCCGGAGGCCGGGCUGGAGGAGGCAGCGGGGGAGCCGGGCAGAGCCCCCGCGCCGGAGCCCGUCCGCUUCGGAUGGGUGAAGGGUGUGAUGAUUCGCUGCAUGCUGAACAUCUGGGGAGUCAUCCUCUACUUGCGCUUGCCCUGGAUCACCGCCCAGGCAGGAAUCGCCCUAACGUGGCUCAUCAUCCUGAUGUCCGUGACGGUGACCACCAUCACCGGCUUGUCCAUCUCUGCCAUAUCCACCAACGGCAAAGUGAAGUCAGGGGGCACCUACUUCCUCAUCUCGCGGAGCCUCGGGCCGGAGCUGGGCGGCUCCAUCGGGCUGAUCUUUGCCUUCGCGAACGCGGUGGCCGUGGCCAUGCACACGGUGGGCUUCGCCGAAACUGUCCGGGACCUGCUGCAGGAGCACAACUCCCUCAUCGUGGACCCCACCAACGACAUCCGCAUCAUCGGGGUCGUCACCGUGACGGUGCUGCUGGGCAUCUCCCUGGCCGGCAUGGAGUGGGAGGCCAAGGCACAGAUACUGUUUUUCCUGGUCAUCUUGGUUUCCUUCAUAAAUUACCUGGUGGGGACGGUGAUCCCGGCCACCGCCGAGAAGCAAGCAAAGGGCUUCUUCAGCUACCGAGCCGACAUCUUUGCCCAGAACUUUGUGCCCAGCUGGCGCGGACCCGAGGGCUCCUUCUUCGGCUUGUUUUCCAUUUUCUUCCCGUCAGCAACCGGUAUCCUGGCUGGGGCCAACAUUUCGGGUGACCUGAAGGAUCCUGCCGUGGCCAUCCCCAAGGGCACCUUGAUGGCCAUCUUCUGGACCACCGUGUCUUACCUGGUGCUUUCUGCUACGAUCGGCGCCUGCGUGGUCCGGGACGCCUCGGGCAGCCUGAACGACAGCGUGGCGGUGGGCUCGCCGGGCUGCGAGGGACUGGCCUGCAGCUUCGGCUGGAACUUCACCGCCUGCGCCCAGCGGCAGAGCUGCCGAUACGGGCUCAGCAACUACUACCAGAGCAUGAGCAUGGUGUCCGGAUUCGGCCCCCUCAUCACAGCGGGGAUCUUUGGCGCUACCCUCUCCUCGGCACUGGCCUGCCUCGUCUCAGCCCCCAAAGUCUUCCAGUGUCUCUGCAGGGACCAGCUCUACCCCCUCAUAGGCUUCUUCGGGAAGGGCUACGGGAGGAACAGCGAGCCCAUCCGCGGCUACAUGCUCACCUACGUCAUUGCCAUCGGCUUCAUCCUCAUCGCUGAGCUCAACGCCAUCGCCCCCAUCAUCUCCAACUUCUUCCUCUGCUCCUACGCCCUCAUCAACUUCAGCUGCUUCCACGCCUCCAUCACCAACUCCCCAGGCUGGCGACCCUCCUUUCAGUAUUACAGCAAGUGGGCCGCGCUCUUCGGGGCCACCAUCUCAGUGGUGAUCAUGUUCCUGCUGACCUGGUGGGCGGCCCUCAUUGCCUUUGGCAUCGUCAUCUUCCUCCUGGGAUACGUCCUCUACAAAAAGCCGGACGUCAACUGGGGCUCCUCCAUGCAAGCCAGCUCGUACAACAUGGCCCUCAGCUACUCGGUGGGGCUGAGCGAAGUGGACGAGCACAUCAAGAACUACAGACCGCAGUGCCUGGUGCUGACCGGCCCUCCCAAUUUCCGCCCGGCCCUGGUGGACUUCGUGGGGACGUUCACCAAGAACCUCAGCCUGAUGCUCUGCGGCAACGUGCUGAUCGGACCGUGGAAGCAGAAGAUGCCGGAGUCCCGGCUGACAGCAGACGGCCACACCAAGUGGCUUAUGAAGAGGAAGAUCAAGGCUUUCUACGUGGAUGUGGUGGCUGAGGAUCUGAGAAGCGGCGUCCAAAUGCUCAUUCAGGCUGCCGGCCUUGGGAAGAUGAGACCCAACAUCCUGGUGCUGGGCUACAAGAGGAACUGGCAGACGGCGUCCCCGCAGAGCCUGGAGGACUACGUGGGCAUCCUGCACGACGCCUUCGAUUUCAAGUACGGCGUGUGCUUAAUGCGAAUGAAGGAAGGGCUGAACGUUUCCCGAGUGAUGCAGGCUCACGUUAACCCCACGUUCGAGGCAGCGGAGCACCCCGAGGAGAACGGCACCGGCGCAGAGCAGCCCCGGGCACAGGUUGGUCCUGCGGACCCCGCCGCCUUGGCUGGCGAGCAGCAGGCGAGCACCGUCUUCCAGAGCGAGCAGGGCAAGAAGACCAUCGACAUUUACUGGCUCUUUGACGACGGAGGUCUCACGCUGCUCAUCCCCUACCUCCUGGGGCGCAAGAAGCGGUGGGGAAAGUGCAAAAUCCGGGUGUUCGUCGGCGGGCAGAUCAACAGGAUGGACGAGGAGAGGAAGGCGAUCGUCUCUCUGCUGAGCAAGUUCCGCCUCGGCUUCCACGAGGUCCACAUCCUCCCCGACAUCAACCAGAAACCCCGGCCAGAGCACAUCAAGAGGUUCGACGACCUGAUUGCUCCCUUCAGGCUGAACGACGGCUUCAAAGACGAGGCCGUGGUGAACGAGAUGAGGCAGGGCUGUCCCUGGAAGAUUUCUGACGAGGAGGUUGAUAAAAACAGAGCCAAGUCGCUCCGACAAGUGAGGCUGAACGAGAUUUUGCUGGAUUACUCGCAGGACGCGGCGCUCGUAGCCAUCACGCUGCCCGUCGGCAGGAAGGGUCGCUGCCCCAGCUCCCUCUACAUGGCCUGGCUCGAGACCCUCUCGCAGGACCUGAGACCCCCCGUCAUCCUCACCCGAGGAAACCAAGAGAACGUGCUGACCUUUUACUGCCAAUAA
This is a messenger RNA of Gymnogyps californianus (California condor), 3144 nucleotides long. RefSeq names its product solute carrier family 12 member 3 (gene SLC12A3). Gene Ontology annotation, cellular component: membrane. The transcript is spliced from 26 exons. Gene Ontology annotation, molecular function: sodium:potassium:chloride symporter activity. The record is from RefSeq and is a predicted model, not a curated record. Lineage: Eukaryota; Metazoa; Chordata; Aves; Accipitriformes; Cathartidae. The coding region runs from base 1 to 3144 and encodes 1047 amino acids. Gene Ontology annotation, biological process: chloride transmembrane transport; cell volume homeostasis; potassium ion import across plasma membrane.